AUGGAAAAGAUGUACAACAGCAACAAAAUAUUUUACCUUGGUAUAUCAUGUUUCCUUCUAUUUCUUGGACGAGUUGGGUCUGUGUCCUUCUGUGGCGGAUUUUGCGACUGUUAUCAUCCUCAUAUUAGCUGCUUUGGGGUUGAUUUCAUAAAGGCAUUAAAUCACCCCUUACCCGAUGAAAUAGCAAACAGUACCACUUCACUUGAAAUUUUAUUUUUUGGCAAGACCUUGAGGCUCGACAAUGACACUUUCAAACGCUUUCAUGCUUUGGAUACCCUAGUUAUAGAGCAAGUCACUGUCACUUUCUUGAGUGAAUAUGUUUUUGAGGAUCUUGAUUGUUUACAGUACCUCCGUUUGACAUAUACUGGUCUGAAGACAAUUCCAACUACCGAGCUUUCCCAUCUAACUUCAUCUCUUGCAAAAUUACAUCUGGUUUUUCAGAAAUUUUCAAAUAUUCCGGCAAAUUCGUUUGUACAGCUUGGAAAUCUUCGUGAGAUGACCAUCAAGUACAAUUUAUAUUUUCUAGAUAUAUCUGUUAAUGCCUUUGCCGGUCUUACAAAUUUAAAUUACCUUUCUUUGUGUGAAAAUGGCAUCCGAUCAUUACACAACACUACUUUCAUGGAUUUGACAAGUUUACAAGAAUUGGACCUGAGUCGCAAUUCAAUUCUUGCUGUUCCGACUGCACUUGCUGCUCUAAAGUCUCUCAUAAAGUUAGACCUAUCAUAUAAUCACCUCCUGCAAAAUACAAGUAAUCUUCAAUUCUUGGUUGAAAUGCCAGCACUCCAGAUCCUCCAGAUGGGAUACUGUGCAAUUUCUGAAAUGUCGCCAGAUGCUGUUGACAACCUCAAGGCAUCUAAUUUAACUGCUGCAAAUUUCGAUGGAAACCCAUUUAACUGCACAGAAGGCCUUUGCUCUUUUGUAAUUUGGUACGCGAGCAUGCCCGAACUAAGUACAACCACGAGGAGCCCUCUCUACAUACCUUUCGUAACUCUAAGUCCUCCACCAGGAAAGGGACCAUACCGCUGUGAGACCAGUGGACUGACCUUCCAAGACUUCCUGAAAGAGUCAUGUUUACCAACUCCUGAUGACUCUUUGACAACCACUUCUUAUCCACUUAACCAUCCGACACCAUUGCAAAGGAUAGCAGUUGGUGUUAUCUGUAUUGUCUUUCUCCUUGUAAUAGUGUCCGUCAUAAUAUGGCAAUAUAGACUGAAGCGAAAUCGUCAUCACUUUGGAUUCAAUUUCCAGCGACGUGCUGAUUACGGAGCCGUUCAGGAAGAUGACAAUGAAUAUAUGUUUGAUGCCUACAUAAGCCACCAUGAAGACGACAGGCCAUUCGUCCAAGAUGAGAUGCUUCAUCGCCUUGAGGACGAGAACGGCUUUGAUCUCUGCGUCUCCUUCCGCAACUUCCGUCUGGGUUCUAACCUCCUAGAAAACGUAUCUUCUGCACAGGAUGUUAGUCGUGCCAUCAUAUUUAUCAUCAACGAACGCUUCAUGCAGAAUGGUCAGUGCAAGCUGGAGCUGGAGAUGGCUUCAAGGAGGAUGCUAGAAGAUGAUGAGGAGAAUGGAAGACGGCGUCUCAUCCUCAUCAUGAUGGAUGUCCUGGCUCUAGAGCUGGUAAACAACACCCUAAGGAUGCUUCUCAACCAUGUGGCUUACCUCGAGUGGGACCCUGUCGCAGAAGACAGAUGUUGGGGGCAGCUUGUUGCUACCCUUCGUGCCAUGGUGCCGAUGCGGAAUGAUCAAAACGAAGAGGGCAUUGCUUACUAA
Lytechinus pictus (painted urchin) is the source of this 1770-nucleotide messenger RNA. RefSeq names its product toll-like receptor 7. The record is from RefSeq and is a predicted model, not a curated record. Gene Ontology annotation, cellular component: plasma membrane. Gene Ontology annotation, biological process: immune response; inflammatory response; toll-like receptor signaling pathway. The transcript has a single exon. Bases 1 to 1770 code for a protein of 589 amino acids. Gene Ontology annotation, molecular function: protein binding; transmembrane signaling receptor activity. NCBI's taxonomy places the organism in Eukaryota, Metazoa, Echinodermata, Echinoidea, Temnopleuroida, Toxopneustidae.